Molecule: messenger RNA, 3410 nt
Organism: Procambarus clarkii (red swamp crayfish)
Lineage: Eukaryota; Metazoa; Arthropoda; Malacostraca; Decapoda; Cambaridae
Product: probable G-protein coupled receptor Mth-like 1
Biological process (GO): cell surface receptor signaling pathway; G protein-coupled receptor signaling pathway
Cellular component (GO): membrane
Molecular function (GO): G protein-coupled receptor activity
Source: RefSeq, a predicted model, not a curated record
AGACGCUGGCUGGGCGGCUCCAGCUGAGCUACGUGUUGACCUCCCUGGUUGGGUUCCUGCUCCUGGCCGUCAACAUGGUCGUACCGUUUUACCAGGACAGUCUCGCGUGCUACAUCAUGUCUGGCCUCCUCACCUUCUUCCUCCUGGCGGGCUUCCAGUGGAACACCUCCAUUUGCCUCGAGGCUCUGCUGAUAACACUGAGCUUCAGAAUGUCUGGUGAAGAUGAGGGCUGGCGGUACAUACUACACUCACUGUGGGCUUGGGGCGUGCCGGGGCUCAUCACCAGCCUCGCCCUCACCCUCAACUACUACCGCGCCUCCCUCCCCUGCAGCGUUAUCACCCCCAGGAUUGGUCUCCCCAACUGCUUCUUCUCCGACCAGAAGGCCAAACUGGUGUACCUGUACAUGCCGAUGUUGCUGACGCUGUGUGCCAACACCUCCCUGCUGGUGGCCUCCCGCUGCGUCCGCUCAGCAAACCUGCGCCGACUGGAAAAGGGUAGCGUGGAGAGCAUCACCGCGGAGGACGGCCGCACCGUUGUCACUUCUCGGCACUCGGGACUUCGCUCCCACCGGACCCAAAACCUGUUGACGGAAGGGGUGAUUAUGGUGAUGUGGUCUGGAGCGAUGUGGUUCAUGGAGGUGAUUGCCUUCUUAGUGGCAUUCAACAGCGACGAGCCCUCACAUGCUUGGUAUAACUACCUGUGGUACAUUCCCUCUGGCCUUAACUGCCUGCGAGGGAUAGGCAUCUUCCUCAUCGUGGUGUUGACGCCUGAGAACCGUAGCAAGCUGGCGCGAACAUGUAACCGAGUGAUCCGGUCCAUGACGGCCUGCAACUACAAGGCCCGAAGCUCCAACCUGACGGCUCGCUCCAGGUCUUCUGAUGUCCAGGCGGUGGGCAUCCGGCGCUUCAACAUGUCUAUACACGAGGGAAUUGAUCAGAACACUGAUGUCACUUCUGAUGAGACAUUAAGUUCUUCAUUAGCUGAUUCUGAACUCGGGCCAGGCAUAGGUGAGGCUGAUGUGUCAGCCAAACGUCAUAAAAAAUCCCAAUGAAGUUUGCCUACUGUUUUACUUCUUGCUGGUGACUGUAAGUUUGCCACCGCUGCCCACUGGAUGGGUGUGGUGUGCAUAAUAGCAAAACUAAACUAUAUUUUUAUGUCUAACUUGUUUGCCACUUAUCUACGGUAUGGAUAUUUACCCCAGAAAAUAUUAAUUAAAAUCUUGUUUUGCUAGUAGUGAGCAUAGAAAUCAGAGAGACUUCCUGCUGGAUAUUUGGAAUUAAUAAGGAAUUACUGUAACAAAGAGAUAGCUUGUUGACAAGCAUUAUAAGUCCUAUGGCAAUGUGAUCGAUGUCACAAAAACUGUGUAUUCAGACCGACUUUGGUCAAGUCGAGCCUCUUAAUCUGUUGAUGCAAAAUGCUACGGGUGCACAAAUUUCUAUAACGACAUGAUAUAAUUACACUAAUUCUUCAAAUAGUUGUUUUCACGUAAAAUUUGUGAUAUAAGUUUAGGAAAAAUUUGUCUCACCGCUCUGAUGGUAAACUGUAAGGUUUUCUAUGACUAUAACACCUGUUCACUCCUUCCACAACUGUAAGGAUUUGUGUAAAUCUCUGAUAAACUGGCUCUAGAUCUAAAUCUUGAUUAUAUUUAUAAAGAUAAUAUCUGUCUGUAACGAAGGGCAACAAGUCACCAUUGUAACACUUGCCACAAUCACUCACCAUAAUGGUUGCUAAUAACCGGUAACCCUAUAGCUGUAAUAAUUUCAUUGAUAUAACCCCUGAAGAACUGGGAAGAGUCCGCCCUCACAGUAGAAAAUGCUCAAACCAGUUAUCAUGGGGAGGUGGCGAGAAAUGUCUAAGAUGUUAAAAAUAUCUUUACAAUUCUUGAGACUAGUGGGAAGAUCAGGUUACUCAUAAACAAAUAAUGCCGUCACCACUUCUCUUGGAACUUUGAAUAUUUAGGCUAAUUGACUCCGGAGGAGACCAGUCAACUAAUAUCGAGUGCUAGGGAACUUUGAUCUUUAACUACUUAUUGGGUGAAUGGAAUUCCUUUUAACUUAAAUUCAUAAAUUACAAGGGGGAAAUAUUUACUCAUAACUAUUCUCAUCAGAUCACAGGUGAAAUCCAAAGCAAUUCAAGAUCUAAGACAGAAUAUUUAAGGGAAUAAUAUAUAAAGUACACAGGAGAAAAUUUAAUAGCAAACUUUAUUUAAUAAAUGCAAAAUUAAUUAAUCCCAAGGCUAGUACGAUAUCCUUUUCUUUUAAUAGCAUGUAUAUGAUUACAAAAUUGUACGGGGAACUCAUAGAGACAAUUACCGUUAUACUGCUUCUCAGCCUGGUGUUCCUGGCCUCCUGGUUAGAUCUCCCACCCCCAGCACGCCCAACAUCACACUCACCUUUGUGCUUCAAGGUGGAGUCCUGGCUCCACCCACUAAGGCUCAUCUUGCCCCAGAAUCUCCGCCUCUUUAGGCCUACAUCCAAUCAGCCGAAACCAGGCACCUAGGCCUGGUUUAAUUUAAAACUGCAAGGUGGCAGAACUUUCUCACAAAAACUGGAUAUUACUGACUCUGGCUGAAGUCAAGAAGAUAAGACGUCUAGGAACUGUAAUUUGAAACAGCAGUAAACCUAAACCUUCGAUCGUCACAUGGAAGGAACAGCCAAAUGCCACCAAUAUCUGUGGUGGAACAGGGGCCGCUCAGGUUUCGAACCCGGAAUUCGUGAUUGUGAGUCGAGAACGAACGCACCUCAAUGUCAAGCUACCUAAUCUAGCCCAACCCAACGCAUCCCAGCCUAACCUUACCCAACCCAACCAAGCCCAACCCAUCCUAACCUAACCCAACCAAGCCCAAUACAGCCAAACCUAAGCUACUUCAGCCUAGCAUAACAAUAUAUUAAAUAAAAUUUUAGCAAACAGAAAAUGAGCUUUGUCAAAUCAUCUUGUGUCCCGAAACACCCCAGUCAGGCACCUUACAAUUUAUUCGCCUUCAUAUUUCGUUAAUUUACAUAAGUUUUUUUUAGUUAUUAUUUCAUUUUAACUAGGGAGAAACCCUUACCUAACAUAAGUUUUACUGCAUUUUCAACACUUAUUGUGUUGAAUGUUCUACAUUACUAUUUUGUUAUCUGUAUGCACACUUCAGACUGAAGAUCCUUCUUCCUGUAAUUAGUCAUGGCCUAACAACGAUGGUUUAAAUUUAUCAUUAUGUGAUGAGGUACAUCGCAUGGCUGAUUCCUCUACAUGCAGCAUUGAACAAAUGUGUGUCCAAGACCUCUUCCUCUGUUACACAAUUUGGCUCUGUGUAACAAUAAACCUAAUUUUAUUAAGUAGAUAAGUGCACCUGUGAGUAAAAAAAUCCUGUCAGCUGUAAAAAUAUUGAUGCAGUUAUUUAAAUAGAAAAUAUAAUGAAAUAAAUAUU